AUGAUAGAACUUAUUGACAAACGUCAACUGGAUGAACAAAAAGGAGACGCGGAGGAAGCAAGGAUCGUAGCAGACGUACUACUUACAACACGAUCACAAGAGUGGAACAUAAAAUGCAAAAGUAGAUUUUGGUACUUUUUGAUGGAUAGAAAAAGAUCAUUCGACUGGUAUUGGGCGACGACAGGGCGGGCUGAAAAACGGUUCUGCUCGUUGUUAGAUGAUGGCUCGCCUCAAGAAAAUGUUCACUCUUCGUCCAACCGCCAUUUGGGUAUGUGUCAGCCUCGCUUGCUGCGAGCCCAGUUGUUUAUGCAAUGCCGAACUUCGGUUGGCCACGCAAGUUGGAUAACGGGCCUUUUGGGACGGUAA
Protopolystoma xenopodis is the source of this 366-nucleotide messenger RNA. The record is from the annotation of a GenBank genome assembly. Lineage: Eukaryota; Metazoa; Platyhelminthes; Monogenea; Polystomatidea; Polystomatidae.